GUCGUAAAGUGACUUUUUGAAGCAGGUUUUGCUGUGAGGCUAUAGACCUGUCAGAAGACAGAAUUAUGUCUGAUAUUUAUGUUGAGUUUCCUGUUUGUAAAGAUUCAGACAUUUUAUAAAAGCGACCGAAGCUCAGGUUAGAUCAGAAAUAUAAGCUAGAAGUCAGGAUGACUGAUGGUCACGUGACGUCUGAAGACCUCUGAGCUGCUGCCAAAUAUGGUCAUGGUUACUGCCCCCACUUCCUGGAACUGACAGGUUCAGACCCACCUGUUAGAGGGCGGGACGGACAGGAAGUGGACCGAACCGGGUCAGAACAUUGACACAGCUGGAUGCAGAUGGGGGACGUGGCGGAGGACAAGUCCAGCUUCUACUCCAACGCGGAGGACUACUGGAAGGAAGUCCCGCCCACCGUUGACGGGAUGCUCGGCGGCUACGGCAGCAUCUCCAGCAUCGACAUCAGCGGCUCCAAGGCCUUCCUCAGGAAGUUUCUCGGGGAUGGCGAAGGGAAGACGGGAACGGGCCGCCUGGACUGCGGCGCGGGGAUCGGCCGCAUCAGCAAGCGGCUGCUGCUGCCGCUGUUCCGGACCGUGGACCUGGUGGACGUGACCCAGGAGUUCCUGGACAAAGCCCGGACGUUCCUGGGCGACGACGCCAAGCGGGUCGGGAACUACUAUUGCUGCGGCCUGCAGGAGUUCGUCCCAGAACCGGACCGCUACGACGUCAUCUGGAUCCAGUGGGUCAUCGGUCACCUGACCGACGACCACCUGGUGGCGUUCCUGCGGCGCUGCCAGAAAGCCCUUCGUCCCGCCGGCCUCAUCAUCAUCAAAGACAACGUGUCCUACGAAGGCGUCGUCCCCGACGACGUGGACAGCAGCGUGUGCCGGGACCUGGACAUCGUGCGGCGCCUGGUGGGCCGGGCCGGGCUGCGGGUCGUCCACGAGGAGCAGCAGCUCAACUUCCCCAAAGAGAUCUACCAGGUGCACACGCUGGCCCUCAGGUAGGGGGCGGAGCCUGUCGCCACGGCGACGCCCUCACCUGGACAGGUUUUGAACUCCCAUUUCGGGCCUGAUGUGGACCUGACCAGAACCAGAACCAGAACCGUUCUGUUCUGUCAUUGAAACAUGAAGCCAGAUGCAAGACAAACACAUUUAUUGAUGGUCAAGCUGGAACCAUAGGCUCCGGGUCAGAACCGGGCUCCGGGUCAGAACCGGGCUCCGGGUCAGAACCGGGCUCCGGGUCAGAACCGGGCUCCGGGUCAGGAGGGUCUCGCUCUGCA
Molecule: messenger RNA, 1276 nt
Organism: Poeciliopsis prolifica (blackstripe livebearer)
Lineage: Eukaryota; Metazoa; Chordata; Actinopteri; Cyprinodontiformes; Poeciliidae
Product: N-terminal Xaa-Pro-Lys N-methyltransferase 1-like
Biological process (GO): N-terminal protein amino acid methylation
Cellular component (GO): cytoplasm
Molecular function (GO): N-terminal protein N-methyltransferase activity
Source: RefSeq, a predicted model, not a curated record